Molecule: messenger RNA, 816 nt
Organism: Lasiodiplodia theobromae
Lineage: Eukaryota; Fungi; Ascomycota; Dothideomycetes; Botryosphaeriales; Botryosphaeriaceae
Product: Short-chain dehydrogenase/reductase SDR
Exons: 3
Coding region: 1-816 (271 amino acids)
Molecular function (GO): oxidoreductase activity
Source: RefSeq, a predicted model, not a curated record
AUGAAGACCAUCACUGCAGAAUACGGCGCCAAUGUCGCCAUCGCAGACUGGAACGAAAAGGACGGAGAAGCCUUGAAAUCAGAGCUCGACGACCCGGCCCACGUCCUCUUCCACAAAACCGACGUCUCCAACUGGGACUCGGUCCUCUCCCUCUUCGACGCCACCAUCAACACCUUCUCCACCCUCCACGCCGUCCUCUCCAACGCCGGCAUCAACACCGAAGACUUCGCCGCCACCAUCGACGCCGUCGACCCGGCCACCGGCAAGCUCCUUGCCCCCGACCUGAAGACCGUCGACGUCAACCUGACCGGCCAGAUCUACAUGGCCAAGGCCGCCCUGCACUAUUUUAAGAAGUGCGCCGGCGGUAAUGAUGAUGGCAGCAGCCUCACUAGGAGGCAGCUCGUCAUGACCGGCUCGGCUGCUAGCUUCAUAGACUGCCCGCCGCUGCAUCUCUACUGCGCGAGCAAGAUGGGUGUGCUGGGCUUGCUGCGGGGGUUGCGGACGCAGGUCAAGGCGAGGGGCGUGACGGUGAAUAUGGUUGCGCCGUGGAUGACUGAAACGCCCAUGCUCCUCCGUGAGUUUUACGAUGUCUGGGGAGAGCUGCCGCGGAAUAAGCCUGAGGGCCCCGCUCGCGCUUUGCUGCUGCCUGUCGUUCGGCCGGACGUCAAUGGGAAGUCGUUUUACGUUGCUGGGAACCAGAUAGUCGAGGUUGAGGACAAGACGCAUGAGGCGCAGCCCAUCUGGCUGGGGGAGCAGCUGAGCAGGGAUGUGGAUGAGGGACAAAGGCGGUUGGUCCCGCUGGCGCCGCCUUUGUGA